Molecule: messenger RNA, 516 nt
Organism: Olea europaea var. sylvestris
Lineage: Eukaryota; Viridiplantae; Streptophyta; Magnoliopsida; Lamiales; Oleaceae
Exons: 3
Coding region: 1-516 (171 amino acids)
Source: RefSeq, a predicted model, not a curated record
AUGGAAGUCAAUCUAAAGCUUUACCAGGCAGAAGGAGAUCUUUUAAUUGACCCUUUGCUAUAUCGACAGUUGGUGGGAAGUUUAAACUAUUUAACGAUAACAAGGCCUGAUAUCUCCUUUGCAGUCCAGCAAUUGAUUGGUUUUACUAAUGCUAAUUGGGCUGGUUGCGCGGAUACUCGACGAUCAAUUACUGGUUGGUGCAUGUUUCUUGGAAAUGCACUUAUCUCAUGGAAGAGUAAAAAGCAAAAUCGUGUGUCAAAGUCUUUUACUGAGUCUGAAUAUCGAGCUAUGUCCUCUGCUUGUUCUGAGAUUGUAUGGCUUCGGGGCUUACUUGGUGAAAUUGGUUUUCCUCAGCUUAUUCCUACUCCAUUUCAUGCUGACAACACAAGCGCUAUUCAGAUUGCUGCUAAUCUGACAGCUGAAAUAUUUACCAAAGCUCUCGGACGUCCUCGACAUCAAUUUAUGGUUGACAAAUUGAUGCUCUUUGAUCAACAGCAUCAAUUUGAAGGGGGAUGA